Molecule: messenger RNA, 1524 nt
Organism: Aspergillus tanneri
Lineage: Eukaryota; Fungi; Ascomycota; Eurotiomycetes; Eurotiales; Aspergillaceae
Exons: 2
Coding region: 1-1524 (507 amino acids)
Source: RefSeq, a predicted model, not a curated record
AUGGCGACUCUGCUCGCCUUCCUCUCCUUUGGCGUGCACGCGCUGGGCCAGUCCGCCUGUGCCGCCAACUAUGCUCGCGCCAAUGCCACCGUCACCUACGGCCCCGUGGCUGCUCCCAAUGUUGACACUUCCAACCCCGCCAAUUUGAUCCCUGCUGCCAAUAUCUCCCUGUACUAUGGCUCCUCGUACGAUGCGUCGCAGUCCAAACCCGCCCUCAGCUCGGGUUCCAUCAAUGUGACCCUGGACUUCGCCCAUGAGUCUGUCGUCUUGGAAUACAUCGACGCUCUGAAAACGGUCCACUGCACCAAUGAGUCCGUGCGGGUGGUCUUUGAGCACUCGGAAGCUUUCCAAACAGCGUCCGAGUCUUGGUCGUUGCAUGAGAAUCUAGUCCUGAUCACAAACCAUCUUGGAAAUUGCGAUACCGAGUUUGAACGUGGGUUCUUCAAGGUUGACAGCAUCGUCUCCAACCCGUCCGACCUGUCCAUCACCGGCAAUGCAUCCAAGCAGGAGAUUCAGCAUAUCGCGAAUACCUGCGAACUCACCUUCUCCUCCGUUCCUGCCGGUACCCUCUCCAAACGCUUCGUCGUUGACCCGUCGGUGAGGAUCCCUUUCUCCAAGGCCCUGGCCGAAGAUACCAUCCUGUUCAACGAACCUUCCUACCUCACCGUCACGGCCAACCAAGCAUCCUUCUCCACUGAAGUCGCCUUCAACGGCUACCUGAACUUCGACUUCUGGGGGUUCAAGGUGCGCGACCUCUACUUCGACGUUACCGCCCAAUUUGCCGCCGAUCUGGCCCUGACCGCGAAGAUCGACGCGGCAUACAGCACCGCCUUUGUCUACGAGCCCUCGGACCUCAGCUACACGCUCAUAAACGUGCCGGGCAUCGUGAAUGUCGGCCCGGGCGUCGCCUUCGGUCUGGGUAUGGACCUCAUCUCCUCAGGCGCCGUUGAGGUCCACGCGGGCAUCUCUGCCGAAAUGCCUAACGGCCGCGCCCACCUUGACGUUCUGGACAGUCAGAAGAGCAUGUCCGCUGGUUGGACCCCUACAUAUACUCCUCACGCUAACAUCUCCGCCCACGCGGAGGUCACGGCCAACGCCCACGCCCGACUCACGGUCGAGAUGGCGCUCAACUUCCUGGGCGGACUCCUAGACCUCAGCGGGGGAUUGACGGCCAAACCGGGGGUUGCGAACAAGUUUACCUUGGACGCUACCAAAGUGCUUCCGGUCAAACCCUUGCGUAGGGACCUGAACGAUGACGAUUCUCUUGCGGUCGUUCCUUUGGGCCAGGACUCGAAGGAUGACGAUUCCCUUGCCGUCAUUCCUUUAGGGCAGGGCCCGAAGGACAACGAUGCUCAUGCGGUCAAGCCCUUGAUGCAGGACGCCAAGGACGAUGAUAAGUGCGAGAACGGCUUGGGGUUGAAAUCGGACUUUACAUUUACGCUUGAUGCGUAUGCAACCAAGUGGUGGGAUACGACACUUGUCGAUGUGAAAAUUCCAUUGUUGGAUGGUUGCCAUCAUAUCUAA